AUGCGCGACGAGUGCUGUAAGAUCGUCUUUCCCAAAGCGAAACCUCUCCUUCCAGGUGGAUCACUCCUGGGUAGAGCAAAAUCAAAGCGGCUUGAGCGCGACUCGCCCGUCGCCCGAGCAAGGACGGCCAUGGCCGCCAAAUCGUCUUCGCUACUGGAGCUGUCGCUGUCCAUCAAAGCCAAAAAUGACAACUGCACAAUACUAUAG
This is a messenger RNA of Phytophthora nicotianae INRA-310, 207 nucleotides long. RefSeq lists its product as hypothetical. Lineage: Eukaryota; Oomycota; Peronosporomycetes; Peronosporales; Peronosporaceae. Bases 1 to 207 code for a protein of 68 amino acids. The transcript has a single exon. The record is from RefSeq and is a predicted model, not a curated record.